AUGAUUUUGUCCAAGUGGCUGGCCACUCUACUGGGCGGCGCAUUCGCCGUCCAGGGUGCCCUUGCUAUCGAAUUGAACAUUGAUGACGAGAGCUCCCUUAAAACUGCGGCGAAAACGGUCGCCACCAGAAUGAUGAAAUUCUACGACUCUCGCGAAUCCAAGAACAUCCCCGGUAAACUCGAUGGCACUUGGUGGGAGGGCGGUUCCAUGUUCAUGACCCUUAUUCUGUACUGGUUUGUGACCGGUGACGACCAGUUCAACCCCGCCGUUCAGGAAGGAAUGUACUUCCAGAAGGGCGACAACAAUUUCUUCCCCAGCAACUAUAGUCAGUACCUGGGAAACGACGAUCAAGUCUUUUGGGGUCUCGCUGCUAUUACCGCCGCGGAAUUCAACUACCCCGAACAAGACGGCCAACCUUCCUGGGUAUCUCUCGCACAGGGUGUCUUCAACACCCAGUACCCCCGCUGGGAUACAAGCAGCUGCCACGGUGGUAUGCGCUGGCAGAUUUGGCCGUAUCAGGACGGUUACCUGACGAAGAACGCGAUUUCGAACGGAGGAUUGUUCCAACUUUCGGCCCGCCUCGCCCUCUACACCGGAAAUAAGACAUAUGCUGACUGGGCUGAGCGCAUUUGGGAUUGGAGUGCUACGACCCCGCUGCUCAAGCAGAAGAACUGGAACAUCGCCGACACUACCACCUGCGGCACGCAGUGCACAGAUCAUGGCGAUUUCCAAUGGACCUACAACUAUGCCACCUAUAUCAGCGGUGCUGCCUACAUGCACAACUACACUAAUGGCACUGAAACGAAAUGGAAGGAGGGUGUCGAGGGUCUCGUCAAGACCUCUCAGCAGUUCUACCCGACCACAGGAUUCAAUGGAGCCGGUGGCCAGAUUCUAUCGGAUAUCACCUGCGAACCCCUUGGCAACUGCGAUCGCAACCAGAUCACCUUCAAGUCCUAUUUCUCCAACUGGCUUGGAGUGAUGACAACGAUCGUCCCCGGUACCUCCGACCUAAUCUUCCCUCAGCUGAGAACCUCGGCCCAGGCCGCUGCAAAGCAAUGCUCGGGUGGUGAUGACGGUGAUUUAUGUGGUAUUCGCUGGUACAAGCAAGCCGAUUGGGACGGGAGCAAAGGUCUCGAGCAACAGAUGGCUGUACUGGGUGUUCUGUCUGCCAAUCUGCUCCCCUUCAUGAACAAAGCGCCACUGACUGCAGAAUCUGGUGGAACUUCCAAGAGUAACCCGAAUGCCGGCACCAAUACCUCGGACAAUAAAGUCCCCGUGUUGAACACCAUCGGUACUGGUGACCGUGCAGGUGCGGGCGUCUUGACGGUCAUCUUCGUCGGCGGUUGGGCUAUUGCUGUGACCUGGAUGAUCCGUGGUGGUUAA
Molecule: messenger RNA, 1383 nt
Organism: Penicillium concentricum
Lineage: Eukaryota; Fungi; Ascomycota; Eurotiomycetes; Eurotiales; Aspergillaceae
Product: glycoside hydrolase family 76 protein
Exons: 3
Coding region: 1-1383 (460 amino acids)
Biological process (GO): carbohydrate catabolic process; fungal-type cell wall biogenesis
Molecular function (GO): mannan endo-1,6-alpha-mannosidase activity
Source: RefSeq, a predicted model, not a curated record